UAUAAUUUAUUUGAAAGUAAAGAGGGUAUUACAGAAAUCACUCUGAUGGCUCGAUUUGCAUUUAAAUGAAACUUAAAUUGUUCGAACUAAUAAGACGUUGUAAAAACAUUCUGUGAACGACUGUACAUACGUGAGAUGAACGAAAAAGGAACAAAGACAAUCGAAAGAAAAGAAGACGAUAUACAUAUUUCUUCGAGCAAAUACGUAAUUAUCUACUGACACAACUGUAUAGGUAUAAAAAGUCGGAUCACUCAAUGGCUGCAUUCGCAACAAAUGAAGCUGGUGGUGGUUCUUCACGGUUCUCCUCGUCGGAACGUGUGACAAUUCUAUCGAUGCUCGAGGAGUAUACAAAUGCGCUAGCCAUUUACCAUAGUACGCUGAAAAAGCCAACGAGACAAGAUAACGAUAUCCUUGUUAACUGCAUUUCCUUCCAUUCAAAAGGCUUGUUAACGUCUGUUAACCUUGACAAAACUAUAAAUACAGAACAUGCAGAAGAAGACAAUGUCCCUGAAAAACUUUACGGAGAGAGCUUAUUAUAUAUCAGGAAAGUUAUGGAGAACUUGAAAGAAGAGAUUCGCGAAUACGGAACUUUCGAAAUGUUGACGAACGAGAUCGAACGAAUUACUUGUCAUAAAAAAGAAGAAGAAGCUUUGCUCCAGCAGCAAGAAGAACUGAGGAAAACCGUGGCUGAACUGCAGAAAAUAAUUGCCGACGAGAAAAUCGUCAACGAGGAAAAGAAGAAAUGUAUAUUGUACGAACUUUCCGAAGAACAGAGAAAUAUAAAGAAGUUAAAAAUAAUUGCGGAUGCUGAAGAAGAGUAUGUUAUGGCUCGGGAGAAGGCAAAGUACGAGCAAAAUCAGCUACGUUGUGAUACCGAGAUAAAAAAAUUAGAGAAAAUGUUCAACGAUUACCGUGUACAGGAAAAAAAUGAAGAGCGUGUACAUGUUGAACUGACGAAAUUUCUAAUUCAGGAAACGGCGUUGUUCGAAGAGCAAGCGAAACAAUGGGAGGAACGGUACGUUCGAGAGAAAGAAAUCUACGAGAAGGAGAUUUGCCAGUUACGUAGUGACAUAGAAUCACGUCAAAAAGAGUUGGAGCAACUUAAAGAAGAGUAUCACUGUAACCAGGGGUUUAUAGAUAGCUGUUUGGCAGAGAAGGAAGCGCUUAAAAAACAAAAGGUACAGGAAGAACGAAUGCGAAAAAGCGCGGUCAAGAUCCAAGCCUGGUGGCGAGGUAUUAUGGUACGCCGGAAGUUGGGGCCGUAUCGGCCAAAAGAAAAAAAGAGAAAGCGACAAAUUAAGGCGAAGAAAUAACUUUUCUGUUUAGCUUGCUCAGUCCAUCUCCUUAGAAGAGCUGUUGAAUAAAAUAAUAUUUAUUCUUCUUGGUAACAAAAGUUAACUUUCGUUUGUGUGAAUUACGAACAAUGUGUUUUUCGAUAAAAGCUUUCAAAUAUAUUACAAGUAAAACAAUACAAUAAAAUUGUACGGAAGAGGAUAAUUUACAACAAUACUAAACACAGAAUUGAUUGACCAUAGCUUGUUACUCUUUUGUGACUAAAUUUCUCCCAUCACUGUCGAUAACAAGCGACUGUGCAUUUUCCUUCAUAACAAAUUCACGAAUUCUCUAACCUACUCUGUUUGAAAGCAUGCAAGCUUACCGCCAUGACCGUGCGGCCAGCCACCUCCUUAGAUUACGAUACUUAUAAGCAGUGCACGCAGUCAAUGCUGUAUGUACAUAAGUAUUUACAUACACAUGUAUUAUAUUUAAGCACAUACGCAAUGCCUCCUGACUCAGCUUUAUAAACUGUACAUUGUAAAUUAUAACACAACAAAAUAAAAAAUGAUACAUAUCAAAA
Messenger RNA from Osmia lignaria (orchard mason bee), 1855 nucleotides. The record is from RefSeq and is a predicted model, not a curated record. Lineage: Eukaryota; Metazoa; Arthropoda; Insecta; Hymenoptera; Megachilidae.